Columba livia (rock pigeon) is the source of this 4912-nucleotide messenger RNA. RefSeq names its product X-ray radiation resistance associated 1 (gene XRRA1). The transcript has 19 exons. Gene Ontology annotation, molecular function: protein binding. Gene Ontology annotation, cellular component: nucleus. The coding region runs from base 568 to 2787 and encodes 739 amino acids. NCBI's taxonomy places the organism in Eukaryota, Metazoa, Chordata, Aves, Columbiformes, Columbidae. The record is from RefSeq and is a predicted model, not a curated record.
GGUGUACGUGGGGUUACUCUUUCUUUCAAGCUAAUGUAAAAAGUUUUAAAUUUAAAUCUCCAGACCACCUGAAGGUGUGAAAUAGGUCCAACAUUUCUAGUGUCAGACCUUAAACACACAGUUUAUGACAUGCCUUUCAAAGCUGGGCAAAUGUGGGCUGCUGUUUAUAGAAAGGAUAAAGAUAAAAUCAAGUUAAUAACUAAUGGUUUGGGGAAAGGGACGUUACCAAAGGAGAGGGGAAAAAAGUGUAUGUAAAUUACCUAGGACUGAAGAUUCAGGGUAAAUUUUCAUAGUCGUUUAUGGUCUGAAACAUUUGAACAGAGAUGGCUUUACCGUCUUUACAGAAAUGCAGUGUAUACAAACACAAAAAACAUGAUGUUUCUCAACAGCCGUUAUACUGGUGGGUCUCACAUGUUUUCUUUCUUACAGAUUCCGUCUAUUUUGGAUUAGCUUGCCUCAAGUUUUAAUCUUCUGCAGAGCUGUACCAAAGAGUCAGAGCCUGUCUAGAGAGGGAAAUCCAUGAAGUUUUAAAUUAACUCGUGAUCAUUUUGGAACGCUGCAGUCAAGAUGGCUAUGACAAAACUCUAUAAAACAGGGGAUGAAAGCAACUAUACAACGAACUGCUUCCCCGCCAGGAACAUUUUACGUGCAAGUAAAGAAGGUGACACUUUGAGCACUGCUGGGCGCUGGGUGCUGGCACACAGAGCUACCCCAAGGGCUUGGACUGAGAAAGGGACCACCGGGAAGACACCACAGCAGAGGAGAAACCGCCCACAUUCUGCCUCUGUAAAAGAAAAGAAUGAAAACAAUGUCCUAGAUGAGCCAUUUCUAAUGAAGCACCACCAUUUGAAGAACCCAUCUGACCUUUGCUUUGUGAACAUAAGCAGCCAAAAUCUGGUCUUGGCUAAAGAAGAAGAUUUUGAGAAAUUUGAUUGUGUUGCUUUUAUAAAUGCUGCUGAGAACCUGCUGACACUAGAGCCAUUUCGGAAGUUUCCAGGACUGCGGGAACUGGAACUUUCCUUGAAUGGACUAAGAAAUCUGAAAAUCAGCGCUGGAGACUUCCUGCGUUUGGAACGUCUGGAUCUCUCAUACAAUAAUUUGUCCUCCCAAGACAUUUGGACAUUGGGAGAUUUGUCCCAGCUCAAAGUUCUUCGCUUGACGGGCAACAGGCUUCGGUCUCUGCCUCCGGACCUGGCAGGCUCAUGGAACUCUGCUCAUUCAAGGUUUACGUCUCUGGAGGUCUUGUCGCUGGAUGACAAUCGCCUGUCAGACCCAAGUGUCUUUGUGAGCCUGUCUCAUCUGUGCAGCCUGAGGGAGCUGAACCUGGACAGGAACAGGAUUUCGGCUGUCCCCUACCUGCACCAAGCAGAAAGCAGGCAGUUCUUUCUCCACCCGGCGCUGGAUGGCGGCAGCUUCAGGGCAGAGUGGUACAAAUCCCUGAGCAGUCUCUGGCAGCAGCCCCGGCCACCGCAGCAGGAGGACACGGAGGUGCCAGCAGAGCUGGAAGUGAAGAAAGGACAGCUUGGAUCUGUCAUAUCACAGAACGACACAGAUCCAGACAGGACAGAGCUUGUUUGGAAUUCUGACUCUCCGGAAUGCCUGGCGCCGGUUGCUCCUAGGGAAGGAGACCAAACUGCUUCUAAGACUUUGCCGGCUCCUGCCACACACAGGGGCGUUUGUGCUCCUUUUCCUCAGCUGAAGCACCUCAGCUUGGCCUUCAACAAGAUCGCAGAUGAGACAGCUCUCUUACCCGUGGCUUUCUUCCCGUGCCUGAAGGAGCUGACGUUUCACAACAACCCUCUUACCACCACCCGGAGAGGGCAGCCUCCUCUGCUGACCCGGCUCCUCCAGCACAAUCUGGGGAUUAAACUUGUCCGACAGAAGAGCGUAGCCACGAGGAGGGGACACUUCUCCAUCCCUCUCAAAGCCAGCCGCAAGGUCACGUUGCAUCUCCCCAAAGUCACGAAACGGCCGCUGAUGCUGGAAGCUCCUGUCAAGACCUUUCUGUGCAAACCGCUCCCAGCUGCGAUGGAGACUGCAAGAGAUGCUGCAGCUUCCAGUCCGACCCGGCUGCUGUCCCCCAUCAGCUCCACAACCCCAAGUGGCAGACAGCAGAUGACACUGGAGGAAGAGGAAGGUGACUCCAGGCCUUCUCCUGGCCCAGCUGAGGAGGACGUUGCGUCUUUCUUCAUGACACAGGUGGAGGAUGUGGCCACAUCCCUGCCCAGACCCAUGGCAGAGGGCAGGCCGGAGAAGACGAGUGAGCGGAGUGAGGAUGGAAGCUCCCAGGUGGUUCCAGAGCGAUACAAAGGCUACGAGGAGCUGCUUGGUGGGGACACAGACCCAGAUUUUAUUGAGCCAGUUGGGAUACAGAAGAACGUGCAAGCGCUGUACUACAUCCUGAAGCAUCCCCUCGUUUACCGGGACGCCAAGCCACGACUGGACAGUGUACAAAAGCCCUACGUGCCUCAGAAAAAGCGUGGGAGGAUGCCGGGCCCUCCUGCCCGACAGACGAGAGCAGAGGUCCUGGAAGGAAUCCUGACGGCCAUGGGAAACACCUCGACCUUCACUGAAGUCCCCUUGGCGUCUGUUUUGCAAAAGAAGAAAUCCAGCCCCAGGGCGUACCGGGAGGCUCGGAGGCUGAUGAGGGAAUUCCAGGAGAUGUUCCAGAUCCCCCCGGCAACCAUCGGCGAGAAGGCAGCUGAGCCGUCGGAUGAGGAACAGGUGUUGGUGACAAGAUUCAGCUUUUCAGGCAGUAUCUUCCAGCUUGAAAGCACCGAUACCUGAAAACAACGUGUGCUCGCUGUUGUGCUCUGCAGUUCCUGGAAAAUCCCAUCCCUGCGCAAAAACCACCUUGUCGGAAAAACUGCUGCGGUUUUGGGGGAUUGGAAGAGGAUGGGGAGCACUGUGACUGCCCUGUCCAGUGAUGAGCACGGCUUGUGAUGGGGUUUAUACAAGUAGGGCUUGCGGGUGAGCAGCAGCGUCAUCGUUAACGACAAAUUAAUAGGAGCGCCCCAGUUUGCUCAGCCCUUGCGUGCUGUCCCAGCAUCGCUCUGUCCUGCAGCCAAGAGCUGGGAAAAUCCGUCUCAUGGCGGGGAAACACGUCCCGCCGCAGGUACGUGCCCAACCAGCCGCACCCCAAUGUGCUCAGGGAGCUGAACUGCGCACAAAAUAGUUACUAAAAACCUAGAUCCUUCCUAAAAACAGCUGGGUCCGUGCAACCAGAGGGGUCGGGCCAAGCGAUGGGGAUGCUCGCUGCCCACUGGCCACUCACCUACAUGAAAAAUAUGUCAUUAUACCCUUCUUUUUUUUUCCCCACAAAUACAUAAAUAACUCAGCAACUGCAAAAACACUGUCAGAACCUGGUUUUAUUCUGUUUUAACCUCGGCCUUGGUCCUGCCGCUCAAGUCCUCGUUGCUGUUAAAACGUAACACGUUCUUUGUACACAGUUGGCAUGUUUCUGGUUUGUGACAAUAUAUAUAUAUUUUUUUUCACAAGCAGGAUUUACUCUGUUUCCAAAUAACAGAAGCCACAACAUGACAGACGCCUGCAUGUCAUUUUUACCCACACAUUUUACACAUGCAAGUCCACAGUCCUUCAGGAACUUCCAUCGCUUUUUAAAAAACAUUCAGAUGAAGCCACGGUGGUUCAGCUGAGACCCAAAAUGACCAUUAAAAGUCCUUUUUCCCCACCCCAGUGCUCUGCUGGCGAGCUGAGAAUACGAAAGCACGACGAUUUAAAGCAUUAUCGGAAAAAAAGAGUGUAGCAACAUCUAGAUUUUAAACAGUUUGGACAGUGAACACCAAGGAAACUCGGCGCACGCAGACCCCCCCUUUGUAACCAGCUGAAGGUUUUUCCAUUUGCAUAGUGAAGAGCGAAUUCUCGAGCUGAUGUUCACGGUGUUUUACAGAAAGGUUCGUGUCGGACACGUGGGGAUCAUCCCAGCUUUUGUGUUGCGGUUCGAACCGGUGUCACGUCCCCGUUUUGCGAGGACACGCGAGAUCGUCACGUCCAACAGGCGUUGAUUUUCAUCCCGGGUGUCCAAACAGGUGAGAGGCGCCGGGCUUUUUGUCAAACGCUUCUCCCACCACAUGGGACGAGCUCCUUGUCAACCUUUCGGACGCUGAGGAGGUGUCGCGGGGCUGUUGGAGGGUCCCUGGGUCCAUCCUCGGAGCGUUGCUAAAGGCUUGUUUUAAAAAUCAGUCUGUUAAGGCUUCAGUUUUCACUGAGAAAAUACAAAGAAGCGCUUGUUCAAGCUACACUUCAUGACUACUGUGCGCUGCAUGUACAAGAGCAUCGGAAGAAGAAAAUACUGACAGUAUAGAACAACAUUAUACAAUCAUCUGGCAUGAUCCCUUCUUUUGGCACUUUUUCCUUCAUUUAUCUCAUCUCGCUGACUCCAAACGCGGACUCUUCCGUAACGGCUUUACCCGGCCAGAGAGAUCCGGAGGGUCAGAAAACAACUUUCCCGAGUCGGUGGCAUCUUUGGCAGACACGGUCCUUCCGUCGUCAACCCAACCUCAGCCCCAUGGGUAAGUGCAACCGCAUUUUUACUUUGCUCGGAAGACAAGACAGCUUCACAUUUUGGGAGGAUGCUUGCCCGCCCGCGCUGUCCCGCUUUCAUCCCCGAGCGACGGCGGCCGCAGAAAGGAGGAGGGUUAGAAAUGACUUUUGUCCGAGCGUAAAUAAAUACGUGGUUUCAUCUCAAGAGCCUCUGCAGAUCCACCCUUCAGCAAGAGGUAUUUUACUUCUCGGCUGGCGUGAUUUGUGGUGAAAGGCAGCAUCAUCCCUCACCUUUAAAGAGUGGAGGCUGGGAAUUCCUGCUCUUUUACAAGUGUAAUUAUAUACAAUUAUGUUUUUGUGCAAGCUCACACAAACGUAGAGUGCUAAAUUAAUAAAAACAUUCAUCCUA